AUGUUUGAGGAAACUCAGCCAAAAGUUAACAAAUACGAAGAUAACAACAAAGCGAAUAAAGUAUUAGGAAAUGGCAAACAAAUAAACUUGGCGACGGAAAGUGCCACAGUUAAAUUUGACCCAAUUGGAUUAGAACCCUCCCAAAAGAAAGUAAUGGAUGUUGAUGGUGAAAAUAUUGAUAGCCUUCAGGGCUUAUCUGUCCAUUUAGAUGCUUGUUCAGAAGAGCAAAACUGGCAUCAUUUUCAUGACAAUGAUUAUCAUGAUCACGGUCAAAGACAAGGAAUGGAACAUGGGCAGGAUCAUGAAUUCUACGUAGGGCAUGUACAUAAUCAUGAAUAUCCGUCCGAAAAGGAGUUGCUAGCUGACGAGUUUGAGUCAUAUGGCGAUAAAACUCAAGCGCUCGAACUCAGAGAUUCAAUGAAGCCGCCGACCUUGGCGAACACCCCACAGUCCUCGUUGCUCUGGCUAGGAGAAGCGUCCAAUCGAGAUCUGAGGUAA
Molecule: messenger RNA, 498 nt
Organism: Protopolystoma xenopodis
Lineage: Eukaryota; Metazoa; Platyhelminthes; Monogenea; Polystomatidea; Polystomatidae
Source: the annotation of a GenBank genome assembly